This is a messenger RNA of Ceratotherium simum simum (southern white rhinoceros), 4542 nucleotides long. The record is from RefSeq and is a predicted model, not a curated record. NCBI's taxonomy places the organism in Eukaryota, Metazoa, Chordata, Mammalia, Perissodactyla, Rhinocerotidae.
CCGCGCCAGUUUCGGGCUGGUUGGCGCGGAAUCGAGAGUCUCCGGGACCAUGGCGCCCGUACACGGCGAGGACUGUGAGCUGGGGGCGAGCGCUGUGUCAGAUUCAGGGAGUUUUGUGCUUUCUCGAUCCCGGCGAGAAAAGAAAUCAAAGAAAGGGCGCCAGGAAGCUCUAGAAAGACUGAAAAAGUCUAAAGCUGGUGAGAAGUAUAAAUAUGAAGUUGAGGACUUCACAAGCGUUUAUGAAGAAGUUGAUGAAGAACAGUAUUCGAAGCUGGUUCAGGCACGCCAGGAUGAUGACUGGAUCGUGGAUGACGAUGGUAUUGGCUAUGUGGAGGAUGGCCGAGAGAUUUUUGAUGAUGAUCUUGAAGAUGAUGCUCUUGAUUCCCAUGAGAAAGCAGGAAAAGAUGAUAAAGCACGCAACAAAGACAAGAGGAAUGUAAAGAAGGCUGCGGUGACAAAACCAAACAGUAUCAAGUCCAUGUUCAUGGCUAGUGCUGGGAGGAAAACUGCAGAAAAAGCUGUAGACUUGUCCAAGGAUGAUCUGCUAGGUGACAUUCUACAAGAUCUGAACACUGAGACACCUCAGAUAACUCCACCACCUGUAAUGAUACUGAAGAAGAAGAGAUCCACUGGAGCUUCACUGAAUCCUUUCUCUGUGCACACUCCCAAGGCAGUUCCUUCAGGAAAAACUGCCUCCCCUGUCUCAAGGAAGGAGCCUCCAUUAACUCCUGUUCCUCUUAAACGUGCUGAAUUUGCUGGAGAGCCAGUGCUGGCCUCGUGUACAGAUGACAAGGAGGAGUCAGGGGCAAUGGAUUUUGAAGAUGGCGACUUUGAUGAGCCCAUGGAUGCUGAGGAGGUGGACGUGGAGUCUGUGGCUGCCAAGACUUGGGACCAAGAGAGGGAGCCAGCAGAGGGGGUGAAACAUGAGGCAGAUCCUGGGAAAGGGACCACAUCCUGCUUAGGAAGUUUUCUCCCAGAUGUCUCUUGUUGGGAUAUUGAUCAGGAAGAUGACAGCAGUUUCUCAUCCCAGGAAGUGCAAGUGGAUUCCAGUCACCUCCCAUUGGUAAAGGGGGCAGAUGAGGAACAAGUGUUUCAGUUUUAUUGGCUGGAUGCUUAUGAAGAUCAGUACAACCAACCAGGUGUGGUAUUUCUGUUUGGCAAAGUUUGGAUAGAAUUCGCCGAAACCUACGUGAGCUGUUGUGUCAUGGUGAAAAACAUUGAGCGAACGCUCUACUUCCUUCCCUGUGAAACGAAAAUUGAUCUAAAUACAGGGAAAGAAACAGGAACUCCAGUUACAAUGAAGGAUGUUUAUGAUGAAUUUGAUGAGAAAAUAGCAACAAAAUAUAAAAUUAUGAAGUUCAAGUCCAAGAUAGUGGAAAAGAACUAUGCUUUUGAGAUACCUGAUGUUCCAGAAAAAUCUGAGUACUUGGAAGUUAGAUACUCGGCUGAAAUGCCACAGCUUCCUCAGGAUUUGAAAGGAGAAACUUUUUCUCAUGUGUUUGGGACCAACACAUCCAGCUUGGAAUUGUUCUUGAUGAAUAGAAAGAUCAAAGGACCUUGUUGGCUCGAAGUGAAAAAUCCACAACUCUUAAAUCAGCCCAUCAGUUGGUGUAAAGUUGAGGCAAUGGUCUUGAAACCAGACCUGGUGAACGUAAUUAAGGAGGUCAGUUCUCCUCCACUCGUGGUCAUGUCUUUCAGCAUGAAGACAAUGCAGAAUACAAAGACACAUCAAAAUGAGAUUAUUGCUAUGGCAGCUUUGGUCCAUCACAGCUUUGCGUUAGAUAAGGCACCCCCACAGCCUCCCUUUCAGUCACACUUCUGUGUUGUGUCUAAACCAAAGGACUGUAUUUUUCCACAUGCUUUCUUAGAAGACAUUAAGAAAAAGAAUGUGAAGGUUGAGGUUGCUGCAACAGAAAGAACACUGCUAGGUUUUUUCCUUGCAAAAGUUCACAAAAUUGAUCCUGAUAUCAUUGUGGGUCAUAAUAUUUAUGGGUUUGAACUGGAAGUGCUACUGCAGAGAAUUAAUAUGUGCAAAGUUCCUCACUGGUCCAAGAUAGGUCGACUGAAGCGAUCCAACAUGCCAAAGCUUGGGGGCAGGAGUGGAUUUGGUGAAAGAAAUGCUACCUGUGGCCGAAUGAUCUGUGAUGUGGAAAUUUCGGCAAAGGAAUUGAUUCGUUGUAAAAGCUACCAUUUGUCUGAACUUGUUCAACAGAUUCUGAAAACUGAAAGGGUUGUAAUCCCAAUGGAAAAUGUACAAAAUAUGUACAGUGAAUCUUCUCAUCUGUUGUACCUGUUGGAACACACCUGGAAAGAUGCCAGGUUCAUUUUGCAGAUCAUGUGUGAGCUAAAUGUUCUUCCAUUAGCAUUGCAGAUCACUAACAUCGCUGGGAACAUUAUGUCUAGGACGCUGAUGGGUGGACGAUCUGAGCGUAACGAGUUCUUGUUGCUUCAUGCAUUUUAUGAAAACAACUAUAUUGUGCCUGACAAGCAGAUUUUCAGAAAGCCUCAGCAAAAACUGGGAGAUGAAGAUGAAGACAUUGAUGGAGAUACCAAUAAAUAUAAGAAAGGACGGAAGAAAGCAGCUUAUGCUGGAGGCUUGGUGUUGGAGCCCAAAGUUGGUUUUUAUGAUAAGUUCAUUUUGCUUCUGGACUUCAACAGUUUAUAUCCUUCCAUCAUUCAGGAAUUCAACAUUUGUUUUACAACAGUGCAAAGAGUUGCUUCAGAGACACAGAGAGUUACAGAGGAUGGAGAACAAGAACAGAUCCCUGAGCUGCCAGAUCCAAGCUUAGAAAUGGGCAUUUUGCCCAGAGAGAUCCGGAAACUGGUAGAGCGGAGAAAACAAGUCAAACAGCUAAUGAAACAGCAAGAUUUAAAUCCAGACCUUGUUCUUCAGUAUGACAUCCGACAGAAGGCUUUGAAGCUCACGGCAAACAGUAUGUACGGCUGCCUGGGAUUUUCCUACAGCAGAUUUUAUGCGAAACCACUGGCUGCUUUGGUGACAUACAAAGGAAGGGAGAUUUUGAUGCAUACGAAAGAGAUGGUACAGAAGAUGAAUCUUGAAGUUAUUUAUGGAGAUACAGAUUCAAUUAUGAUAAACACGAAUAGCACCAAUCUGGAAGAAGUAUUUAAAUUGGGAAACAAGGUAAAAAGUGAAGUAAAUAAGUUGUACAAACUGCUGGAAAUAGACAUUGAUGGUGUUUUCAAGUCUCUGUUACUGCUGAAGAAAAAGAAAUAUGCUGCUCUGGUUGUUGAGCCAACGUCGGAUGGGAAUUACUUCACCAAACAGGAGCUGAAAGGAUUGGAUAUAGUUAGAAGAGAUUGGUGUGAUCUUGCUAAAGACACUGGAAACUUUGUCAUUGGCCAGAUUCUUUCUGAUCAAAGCCGGGACACUAUAGUGGAAAAUAUUCAGAAGAGGUUAAUAGAAAUUGGAGAAAAUGUGCUAAAUGGCAGUGUCCCAGUGAGCCAGUUUGAAAUUAACAAGGCAUUGACAAAGGAUCCCCAGGAUUACCCUGAUAAAAAAAGCCUACCUCAUGUACAUGUUGCCCUCUGGAUAAAUUCUCAAGGAGGCAGAAAGGUGAAAGCCGGAGAUACUGUGUCGUAUGUCAUCUGUCAGGAUGGGUCAAACCUCACUGCGAGUCAGAGGGCCUAUGCACCUGAGCAGCUGCAGAAACAGGACAAUUUAACCAUUGACACCCAGUACUACCUGGCCCAGCAGAUCCACCCAGUCGUGGCUCGGAUCUGUGAGCCAAUAGACGGAAUUGAUGCUGUCCUCAUUGCAACGUGGUUAGGACUUGACCCCACCCAAUUUAGAGUUCAUCAUUAUCAUAAAGAUGAAGAGAAUGAUGCUCUACUUGGUGGCCCAGCACAGCUCACUGAUGAAGAGAAAUACAGGGACUGUGAAAGAUUCAAGUGUCCAUGCCCUACAUGUGGAACUGAGAAUAUUUAUGAUAGCGUCUUUGAUGGUUCGGGAACAGAUAUGGAGCCCAGCUUGUAUCGUUGCAGUAACAUCGAUUGUAAGGCUUCACCUCUGACCUUUUUGGUACAGCUGAGCAACAAAUUGAUCAUGGACAUUAGACGUUGCAUUAAAAAAUACUAUGAAGGCUGGUUGAUUUGCGAGGAGCCAACAUGUCGAAAUCGAACUCGGCACCUUCCCCUUCAGUUCUCCCGAAAUGGACCUCUUUGCCAAGUCUGCAUGAAAGCUACACUUCGACCAGAGUAUUCUGACAAGUCCCUGUACACCCAGCUGUGCUUUUACCGGUACAUUUUUGAUGUGGACUGUGCACUGGAGAAACUUAUUACCGAUCAUGAGAAAGAUAAAUUGAAGGCACAGUUUCUUACCCCCAAAGUUCGUCAGGACUACAAAAAACUCAAGAACACGGCAGAGCAGUUCUUGUCCCGAAGUGGCUACUCGGAAGUGAACCUCAGCAAACUCUUCGCCGACUGCGCUGUGAGGUCCUGAGGGAAUCCCCAGAGGACGAGGCGGGCUGCUUGAAGCAUCGCAGCCUCCUCGGCACCUCCGCCGUGGCCCUAACUGCUUCUCCG